GGCAGGGCAGGGCUAGGCGAGGCUGAGGGCCGGGGCCCGGCGUGGCUGGGGGAGGCGGGGCUCGCCUCUCUUCGUCACGUAGUGCAAAGCCUGGGAGUCUCAGGAGAACAACGGGCUCAUUCAGCGGGUGGCAGCGAGGGGCGCGCCAGCCGCAGUUGGGCGAAGGGCACAGAGCAGCAGCAGCAGCAGGUUCCCGCUCGGUCGCAGGCCGGAGCCGUGGGAGCAGAUGGCCCCCGGGCAGACGCUCCUCUACCUGUCCCUCUUCCCCUGGCUCGCCGCCGCCUUCAACCUGGACACGGACAAUGUGAUCCUGCGGAAAGGGGAGCGGGGGAGUCUGUUCGGCUUCUCGCUGGCCAUGCACUGGCAGCUGCAGCCGGAGGACAAGAGACUAUUGCUGGUUGGAGCACCUCGGGAGAGAGCCUUUCCAUCCCAGCAAGCCAACAGAACUGGAGGGUUGUAUAGCUGUGACAUUACAUCCCCAGAGACGCAUUGCACACGUGUCCUCUUUGAUGACAAUGCUGAUCCAGCAACGGAGAGUAAAGAAGACCAGUGGAUGGGUGUAACUGUCCAAAGUCAGGGGCCAGGAGGAAAAGUGGUGACAUGUGCACAUCGCUAUGAGAAAAGGCAAUAUGUAAACACAGUUCAGGAAUCUCGUGAUAUCAUUGGAAGGUGCUACCUGCUGAGUCAGGAUCUCACUAUUAAGGAUCCUAAGGAUGACGAGUCUGCUAUGGAUGGUGGAGAAUGGAGUUUUUGUGAUGGCCGACUGAGGGGCCAUGAGAAAUUUGGUUCAUGUCAGCAAGGUGUAGCUGCUACUUUUACUAGAGACUAUCAUUAUGUUGUAUUUGGUGCACCAGGAACGUAUAACUGGAAAGGGGUGGUUCGUGCAGAGCAAAAGAAUCAAACGUUUUAUGCUUUGGAUAUCUUUGAUGAUGGGCCUUAUGAAGUUGGUAGUGAGAGUCGCCGAGCUGAGAAUCUAGUUCCUGUUCCAGCUAACAGUUAUUUAGGUUUCUCUUUGGACACUGGUAAAGGUAUCGUUUCCCAAGAAGAGACAACUUUUGUAUCAGGUGCACCAAGAGCCAACCACAGUGGAGCUGUAGUUCUGCUGAAAAAAGAUACUCAGAUUCCGAGAGCACUCUCGCUUGUGCAUAUAUUUGAAGGAGAAGGGCUGGCCUCUUCUUUUGGCUAUGAUGUUGCAGUUGUGGACCUCAACAAUGAUGGUUGGCAAGAUAUUGUUGUUGGAGCCCCACAGUAUUUUGACCGAGAUGGAGAAAUUGGGGGUGCUGUGUACAUCUACAUUAACCAACAAGGCAAAUGGGAAGGGGUAAAGCCAAUUCGCCUCAGUGGAACCACUGAUUCUAUGUUUGGUGUUGCAGUUGAAAAUAUUGGUGAUAUUAAUCAAGAUGGAUUCCCAGAUAUUGCAGUGGGGGCACCAUAUGAUGAUUUUGGCAAGGUGUUCAUAUAUCAUGGAUCCAAGAAUGGAAUAAAUACAAAGCCAGCACAGAUUCUUGAUGGCAAAAAAUCCAGUGUUCAAUAUUUUGGUUAUUCUAUUACUGGAAAUAUGGAUCUUGAUAGAAACUCGUACCCUGAUAUUGCUGUUGGGUCACUUUCAGAUUCUGUCUCUGUUUACAGGUCCCGGCCUGUUAUAAGCAUUAAGAAAACCAUCAGGAUAUCUCCUGACAAAAUUGACCUGAACAGACAGACCUGUUUGGAACCUAGUGGAAUCUGCAUGGAUGUUGAAGCAUGUUUUGAAUAUAUUGCUAACCCCAAGGACUUCAAUCCAAAAAUAAAACUUAACUAUACUUUUGAAGCAGAAAAUGACAGGAGGCGGUUAGGCCUGCCAUCUCGAGUUCAGUUUUUUAAGCAUCUGUCUGAUCAGUUGAUUGGAAGUAUAACUCUAGGAGGACAGAAUAGAAAAGGAUGUGUGAAAACUUCUCUUGUGAUGCAGGAAAAUAUCAAAGAUAAACUACGUCCAAUUCCUGUAUCGGUUGGCGUUAAAAUCAGCGGCUCAGAAUCCAGUUUACCAUCAAAGAGAAGACAAGGAAGAUCACUUCCAGAUCUUGUUCCAAUUCUAAAUUCAAACGAACCAGAAACAGUGAACUCAGAAGUGCAGUUCUUAAAAGAAGGAUGUGGAGAGGACAACAUAUGUAAUAGCAACCUAAAACUUCAAUACAGAUUCUGUACCAGAGAAGGAAAUGAUGGCAGAUUUGCUUAUUUACCAAUUGAGAACAAUGUUCCGGUGCUUGUCCUCAAAGAUCAGAAGGACAUUGCGCUAGAAAUAACUGUGACAAAUAAUCCAUCAGAUGCAAAAAAUCUCCAAAAAGAUGGUGAAGAUGCCCAUGAAGCUAAACUAGUUGCAACUUUUCCAGAUAGCUUGACCUACUCUUCUUUCAGAGAGCUGAGGGCUAAUCCUGAAAAACAAUUAACUUGUGGUGCCAAUCAAAACGGUUCUCAAGCAGAGUGUGAACUUGGAAAUCCCUUCAAGAGAAAUUCCAAUGUAACCUUUUAUCUGAUUUUAAGUACAACUAAAGUUAACGUUGACACAACUGACUUGGAUGUUCAUCUGAAAUUGGAAACAACAAGCAAUCAAGUUAAUUUGGCUCCAAUUACUGCUACUGCUAAAGUGGUUAUUGAAUUGCUUUUGUCACUCACUGGAGUUGCUAAGCCUUCCCAGGUGUACUUUGGAGGUAACGUAAUUGGUGAGAGUGCUAUGGAAUCUGAAGAUGAUGUUGGAAACAUAAUAGAAUAUGAAUUCAGAAUAACUAACUUGGGUAGACCACUUAAAACAUUUGGCACAGCUUCCUUGGACAUCCAGUGGCCAAAAGAAAUCAGCAAUGGCAAAUGGCUGCUUUAUUUGAUGAAAGUAGACUCCAAAGAAUUGGAGAAAAUCCCUUGUGAACCUCGAAAUGAAAUAAACUCUUUGCGACUUAAGGAGUCCCAUAGGUCAAGAAGGAAACGUGAAGUUGCAGAGAAGCAGACUAAUAAUGGCCAAAAAAUGUCUUUAUUUUCAGAAAGAAAAUAUAAGACCCUGGACUGUAAUGUGAAUGCACGCUGUGUGAAUAUAAAAUGUUCCUUGCAAGGCUUGGACAGAAUGGCAUUGAUUGUACUGCGUUCAAGAUUGUGGAAUAGUACCUUCCUAGAGGAAUAUUCUAUGCUGAACUAUCUAGACAUCCUCGUUAGAGCUAAAAUCAGUGUUCCUGCUGCCGCUGAAAACAUUAAGCUCACAAAUGAAGUUGCUCAAGUGCGACUUACUGUUUUUCCUGCAAAGACAGUAGCGCUCCAUACAGGAGUGCCUUGGUGGAUCAUUUUGGUGGCUAUUCUUGCUGGAAUACUGAUGCUCGCACUGUUGGUGUUUUUACUAUGGAAGUGUGGCUUCUUCAAGAGAAGUAAGAAAAAUCAUUAUGAUGCCACAUAUCACAAGGCUGAGAUCCAUACUCAGCCAUCUGAUAAAGAGAGGCUUACUUCUGAUGCAUAGUAUUGAUCUACUUCUGUAAUUGUGUGGAUUCUUCCAGCGCUCCAGGUACGAUGACAGUGUCCCCCGAUACCAUGCUGUAAGAAUUCGGAAAGAGGAGCGACAGAUCAAAGAUGGGAAACAUAAAGAGAAUCUUGAGAAAAAACAAUGGAUUACAAAAUGGAAUGAAAAUGAAAGUUACUCAUAGGGAAAAAUUUCCCCCCUCAACUCCAAAUUCAGAUUUUAAUAUUUCUUCUUUAAUGGAAUACUGAUGGACUCAGACCUACAUACAAUAUGGACCUAUAUUUUUGAAUGUAGAUUUUUUACUUAUAUUGAAGCUUUUGUUUUGCACGGCUAAAUUUAAGAUUGCUUGACUGAUUUUAUCUGCAUUAUUUAAACGUCCAGAUAGAGACAAGCAGCAAAAUUGGUGCAUUGAACUGAGCAUUCUAUGAAAUAAAUAUGCACAUUAUAAACUAAUGUCACAAAAGGGUCCUUUUCUGCAUUCCUGAAGUCAAUGGAUUUGCAAGGAAUGCAGGAUCUGGUCCCAAAUAUAUUCUCCAAACUUCUAUCACAAUAUGCAAUCUAUUAUAAACACACUGUAGCCUUGACACACUUUAUUCAAAUAGAAUUUGGGGAAUCUGUGAAUGUGCUAUUCUUGUCAUAAGACUCUGCAGCUAUGAGGGCUUAACCUAAAGUGUCUUAAAUUAAAUGUGCAAUAGGUCAUGUUGCUAUGUUUCUCACACCAAAUAUACAGUUUUUUUAAAAAAAAACUUGAAGAUUAGUUGUAUGUUUUUGUAUAUAUUUUAUUUCUUGUAUUUAUUUUUUUAUCAGCAGCCAUUUGUCUUUGACUAAUUAGGCCAAAGACUUUAAGUGAACUUUAAAAUUGGUAUGGAUGUUAUUAAAUAGGAUAUGAAAGUCCAGUUAGACGUGAAGCUUUCACUGCAUUUAAAGAGUGCCAGUGCUUUUUUUAAAAUGUAAAAUUUCAAUCACUGACACAUCCUUGAAAUAUAAACAUUCAUGCCAGUAGUUUGUGGGGGCAUUUUUUCUUAUUUCUGUUUAUGCAGCAGGAUUUAGUAAAGAUGUGGACAAAUUGGUGAGAGUCCAGAGGAGA
This is a messenger RNA of Gopherus evgoodei (Goodes thornscrub tortoise), 4559 nucleotides long. RefSeq names its product integrin subunit alpha 6 (gene ITGA6). Gene Ontology annotation, molecular function: integrin binding. Bases 227 to 3472 code for a protein of 1081 amino acids. The record is from RefSeq and is a predicted model, not a curated record. Lineage: Eukaryota; Metazoa; Chordata; Testudines; Testudinidae. The transcript has 26 exons. Gene Ontology annotation, biological process: cell-cell adhesion; cell-matrix adhesion; leukocyte migration. Gene Ontology annotation, cellular component: integrin complex; external side of plasma membrane.